Otolemur garnettii (small-eared galago) is the source of this 2509-nucleotide messenger RNA. It is a transcript of the gene DGKA, whose product is annotated as diacylglycerol kinase alpha. The coding region runs from base 194 to 2266 and encodes 690 amino acids. Lineage: Eukaryota; Metazoa; Chordata; Mammalia; Primates; Galagidae. Gene Ontology annotation, biological process: intracellular signal transduction; lipid phosphorylation; diacylglycerol metabolic process. The transcript is spliced from 22 exons. The record is from RefSeq and is a predicted model, not a curated record. Gene Ontology annotation, cellular component: plasma membrane. Gene Ontology annotation, molecular function: ATP-dependent diacylglycerol kinase activity; calcium ion binding.
GGGGCGGCCCCGCGGCUGCAGCGUCUGCCUGGCCCGUCCCCUCCAACCCAGCCUGGGCUCGAGCUCCAGCGCCGGCGCUUCAGCUCCGAUCGCGCACCCUUCCCCCGCCAAGGACUACCCUCUGAACAGGACCAAGCACCUGAAAUUCUACUACCAAGUUGUCUUUCUGAACAUCCUUAAGAAGAAGAAACAGAUGGCCAAGGAGAGGGGCCUAGUAAGCCCUAGUGAUUUUGCCCAGCUGCAAAAAUACAUGGAUUACUCCACCAAAAAAGUCAGUGAUGUCCUAAAGCUCUUUGAGGAUGGUGAGAUGGCUAAAUAUCUACAAGGAGAUGCUAUCGGUUACGAGGGAUUCAAGGAAUUCCUGAAAAUCUAUCUGGAACUGGAUAAUGUUCCCAGUCACCUAAGCCUGGCACUGUUUCAAUCCUUCCAGACUGGUCAGAGCUUAAAGGAGAUUUCAACAAAAGAUGUGGUGUGUCUCAGUGAUGUCUCAUGCUACUUUUCCCUUCUGGAGGGCGGCCGGGCAGAAGAUAAGCUAGAAUUCACCUUCAAGCUGUACGAUACGGACAGAAAUGGGAUCCUGGACAGUUCAGAAGUGGAAAAAAUCAUCCUACAGAUGAUGCGAGUGGCUGAAUACCUGGAUUGGGAUGUGUCUGAGCUGAGGCCGAUUCUUCAGGAGAUGAUGAAAAAGAUCGACUAUGAUGGCAGUGGCUCCGUCUCCCUUGCUGAGUGGGUCCGAGCUGGGGCCACCACUGUGCCACUGCUAGUGCUGCUGGGUCUGGAGAUGACUCUGAAGGAUAAUGGGCAGCACCUGUGGAGACCCAAGAGGUUCCCCAGACCAGUCUACUGCAACCUGUGCGAGACCAGCAUUGGUCUUGGCAAACAGGGCCUGAGCUGUAACCUCUGUAGGUACACUGUUCACGACCAGUGUGCCAUGAAGGCCCAGCCUUGUGAAGUCAGCACCUAUGCCAAGUCUCGAAAAGACAUUGGUGUCCAAUCACAUGUGUGGGUGCGAGGGAGCUGUGAGUCUGGACGCUGCGACCGCUGUCAGAAAAAGAUCCGGACUUUCCACAGUCUGACCGGGCUGCAUUGUGUAUGGUGCCACCUAGAGAUCCACGAUGACUGCCUGCAAGCUGUGGGCCAUGAGUGUGACUGCGGGCUGCUCCGGGAUCACAUCCUGCCCCCAUCUUCCAUCUAUCCCAGUGUCCUGGUAAGACUGUUGGGCAGCAACUGGGAAGUGCUCUGGAAGUUCCAGUACAUACUAAACCCUCGGCAGGUGUUUGACCUCCUCAAGGAUGGUCCUGAGGUGGGGCUUAAAUUCUUCAGGGAUGUUCCUGAUAGCCGGAUUUUGGUGUGUGGUGGAGAUGGCACAGUAGGCUGGAUUCUAGAGACCAUUGACAAAACCAACUUGCCUGUUGUGCCUCCUGUUGCUGUGUUGCCCUUGGGUACAGGAAAUGAUCUGGCUCGAUGCCUAAGAUGGGGAGGAGGGUAUGAUGGACAGAAUUUGGCAAAGAUCCUCAAGGAUUUGGAAGCAAGCAAAGUGGUAUAUAUGGAUCGAUGGUCUGUAGAGGUGAUACCACAACAAACUGAAGAAAAAAGUGACCCAGUCCCCUUUCACAUCAUCAAUAACUACUUCUCCAUUGGUGUGGAUGCCUCUAUUGCUCACCGAUUCCACAUCAUGCGAGAGAAAUAUCCCGAGAGGUUCAACAGCAGAAUGAAGAACAAGCUAUGGUAUUUUGAAUUUGCCACAUCAGAAUCCAUCUUCUCCACAUGCAAAAAGCUGGAAGAGUCUUUGACAGUUGAGAUCUGUGGGAAACCGCUGGAUCUAAGCAACCUGUCCUUAGAAGGCAUUGCAGUGCUGAACAUCCCUAGCAUGCACGGUGGCUCCAACCUCUGGGGUGAUACCAAGAAACUUCAUGGGGACCUCUCUGGGAUCAACCAGGCCUUAGGUGCCGCAGCUAAAGUCAUCACUGACCCUGAUAUACUGAAAACCUGUGUACCAGACCUAAGUGACAAGCGACUGGAAGUAGUAGGGCUGGAGGGUGCAAUUGAGAUGGGUCAGAUCUAUACCAAGCUCAAGAGUGCUGGACAUCGGCUGGCCAAGUGCUCUGAGAUCACCUUCCACACCACAAAAACCCUCCCCAUGCAAAUUGAUGGAGAACCCUGGAUGCAAACACCCUGUACAAUCAAGAUCACCCACAAGAACCAGAUGCCCAUGCUCAUGGGUCCACCCCCACGUGCCUCCAAUUUCUUUGGCUUCUUGGGCUGAAGGAGACACCCUCAGCCUCCAAGUCAGCCUUGAACCCACCUCCCUGUCCCUGGAGUCUACUCCCUAGGCUCUGUACAUUGCUGCCAGCUCAGGGGAGUGCUCCUUCACCCUCCCAGUAUUUAUUAUCCUGCACCACCUCACCAGUCCCCGUGCACACAUGCAACACACACCUACACACACCCCACAGAUCCAUAGAUUAAAAGUGCCUCAUCUGAAUAAAAUAACUUUGUUUUCCAUUGGGAU